UGGGUUGAGAAAUUAAAAGCACAGUCUUUCCCAAAAGCUGAUGAUCAAAUGCAAAUAGUGUUUCAACAAAUUCUUUGCUUCUCAACUCUCCAUUGACUGUAGUCCGUGCGCAGUGAACAAGGAGUAGAUCAGACAAACAGAGAAAGGGAGAGAGAGAGAAUGACAGUUCUAGGCGACGAUGGGAAAGGAUACGAGCUAGCAAGAAAGCUCGAGAGCUGCGGGACAUGGCGGAAAUGGCUUGGCGACUCACUCUACUCCAAUUUCGUCCACUCUCUCUCCUCUCCAUCUUCUUGGGAAGCUUUCAUGGCUACCGAUGACUCAAAGUCAAAGUCAAAGUCUCAUAUCCAACUUCAGCUUCGUGUUCGUGCUCUUCUUUUCGACAAAGCCGCUUUCUCUCUCUUCCUUCCUUCCUCCGUUUCUCUUCCAUCUUCUUCUUCUUCUCUCGUCUCACUUCUCAAUCCCAAUUAUUUGCAAUUGCAUGCUGAUGAUGUUUAUUUCACUCUGGAGGAUGGUGUUCCUCAGCGCGAUUCCAAGGUUCAAUCGCAGAGAUUCAGACAGGAAGAUUUUCCAGAAACAUGGUAUCAUCAGUUUAUUGAGAAUUACAGGACGAGCAAGCCAUACAUGGUAUCAUUUCCAAAUCAAGAAUCUGACAAGCGCAAUCCCAGUGAGAUGUCUAAUUACCUGAAACUUACGGAGAGUCAUAAGAGGAGGAGAAUAGUGUUCAACAAUGAUGAAACCAGAGGAUUUGGUAACUCCAGUUCUGAGAAUAGGAUGCAACCUAAUGCAAUUUUGGAUGAGGAUAUAUCUGGCAGCGACAGCACUUGUUUCUUUCCAGAAACAAUGUUUAUGAUGAAUUGCGUACCAGAUAGUGCGUUUGCACCAAGAACAUCAAGUGAUGAUGAUAAGCAGAAAGUAGAACUUUAUGGAGUCCUUGAUAAAUUGCCACAAGUGACAACAAAGAGUUCUAUUAUGCUUGAAAGGCUUGGUAUCAGGCCUGACUAUCUAGAACAGGGGCCUGGUCAAUCCCGCACAAAAGGUGGCUUGGAUGGCAACAGAAGACAGCUAGGUCAUGAACAAGCAAUGCAGGUGUCUAAGAAGGUGAUUGCCCGUGUUUUAACAAAGGUGGGAUUUGAAGGUUCCUCUGAAAUUCCGGUUCGAGUCUUAUCCCAGUUUCUCAGCUGCCAUGUCUCUAAACUAGGUAGCAUAUUGAAAGUCCUUGCUGAUAGCUACAAAAAGCAGUGUUCAGCGAUGGAACUGAUUAAAAUGUUCCUCCACGUAACAGGAAACAGUAACCUUGCCAGUUUAGCAGCAUAUGUGAAGGAGACUAGGAAUGUUGUGCAGCAAACUCAACAGCAUAUUCAGGGCAUGCAGUCUCAGCUUCCAUUACUACAACAGAAUACACUGCAGCUCCCCCAACAGAUACCCCGACAAAUAAACCCGCAAAUGCCUCAGGUGGUUCAUUCCCAGAAUCUGACCUUACAGCAACAACAACAGUUGGAGAGAAUGCAAAGGCGGCAGGUGUCUUCUCCGCGUCCAGUCAUGAGCAUGGAGAAAGAUCGUCCCAUGGUUCAGGUGAAGCUGGAGAACCCACCUGAUUUACCUUUGGAGAAUAAUGCAUUUAAUGUAUUGAACAGCAGACAAGCCCAACAAAUUCAAUGGCGGCAGCAGCAGCAGCAGCAGCAAGUUUUUCAAAGGUUCAUGGGAUCGACUGGUAACCAAAUGAGGCAGCCAGCUAUGCAGAUACCGCAAAUACAAUCGCCGACUACUGGCACUGUUAGGGCACCACCAGUGAAGGUUGAAGGUUUCCAAGAAUUGAUGGGUGGUGGGGAUACCUCAUUGAAGCAAAAUCCAGAUGAGAAUAAGCUGACUUCCCCUUCAAAGUAGACGGAUCCUGAUUUUUGUCCCAGAGAAUCUGUGAUUGGUGGUUGCCUACAAAUUUGGAGGGCGCAAUUAAAGCAUGGGACAUGAUACAAGGAUAUCAACACCCACAAAUAGGUUCCUAAAGAAAAUAUGAAAAUCCCAAAACAAAAGAUUGCUUUUGACUAGGUUAUAUAAACUCUGAUGCCAUCUGCUAACCUAAUAUCAACAUUAGGCCUCAGGUAUGGGUCUGUUGUUGUAAAGGUACUCCUCGAAAUUCUCCACAUAUUGGUUUUGCAAGUCUUUAUCAGCAACAAUUCUGCUCAUUUUCUUUGCCUCAUCUCUGUAGAUCUUUCCAAAUAUGUCCUCAAACACCACCUUCAGUGAUUCUGCUACUGAAUUUUUAGUGAAUGAUCCAUCUUUACUGUUCCUUGGUAUUUCUAUUCCAACUUUCUUCUCUUCCAUAACUCUUGCGUUUAUCCCUUGAUCCAAGACAAAUGGUAGCAUAACCAGCGGUCUUCCGAACUGAAGUCCCUCUAUUAUGGAACUCCAACCACAAUGAGUCAAGAAAGCUCCCACUGAGUCAUGAGCCAAUAUUUUGCUUUGAGGUGCCCAAUUUUUCCAAACCAAACCCUGAUCUCGUGUUCUCUCUUCAAACCCAUUCGGAAGCUCUAUCUGUGUAGUUGCUUGUUUCGGUAGAGCCCAGAAGAAGGACAGCAUGGACAGCUCCAAUCCAAGUGCCAACUCGGUGAUGUCAUCUUGACUUGGAACAAACUCGCUCCCUAAGGCUACAUAAACCACUGAACCAUUUAUGUGUUUGUUCAGCCAACCCUUAAUUGACUGCCAGGUAUCAUCAUUACCCCUUUUUCCUUCUUCUACCAAGGUUGGCAACAAGCCUACAGGAAUUACAGGCUUUCUGUGAAGCUUUUCUAGAAGUUGCAAGUAUUCAGUUUCAAGCUCCCUGCAACUACGUAUGGCAAAUACAUCACAGUCACGCACUGAAGAUCCACUACGGAACAUAUCUGAUACACCAGAAGCAUUUGGGUGUGCAGCACUAAUGCUCUUCUUUGCUUCGUGGAACCGGUAAACAACUUUGUUUGGGAAUGGGAUCCACUCGAGUGGACUAGUCAGGGUCUCAGGGUUACUCCAUGUCCCAGCACCAUCCUUGAUCAUAUUUGAUGCUGGACCGAAAGUUGCAGAGCUCCAGCCAUUCAUUAAUGAAAGGAAGACUUUGCGAAUACCUAGUUUGUCAGCAAUUGGAGGUAGCCAGUAGCUAGGGAAGUCAUAGAUGAUCCAGUCUAUUGGAGAAGAAGCUUCCAGAAACCUUUCCAACGGCUCUUUUAGGCCGUCAUAGGCUUUCUUGAGUAACUGUACAUCAUCAAAGGGCACGUCUGAGGUGGCCUCAGCAUCAGGGGGUAGCUUUUCAAUUCGAGGCAAUGGAAGAGGAACUAGCUUGAUUAAUGGAACUAAGUUUUGAGGGAUUUUAGGGAGGAGGCGCUUAAGAUUUAAUGGAGCAGAUACAUACGAUAUGUGGUGUCCCUUGGUAGCCAAGUGCUUUGAAAGCUCCAGGAAUGGAAUCAUGUGACCAAAUGCAAUCCAUGGGAAAACAAUUAUGUGAAGCUCCUUCCUGUUAUCCAUGGCUUUUGAGCAACUGUGAGGAAGGUAGAGGUAAUGGACAGAUUUCAGAAGCACCGGGAAAUCAAAAUUUUGUGGAUAAGCUUUGCCGCUGAACUUUGGUUGUUCUAUCAAGGGGUAUUGUUGGCAAGAAUGAAGAAUGGACACCUGUUUAGAUUGAGUUACUAUAUGGAAAGCUCAACAGUUUUACAUCUGUAAGAAUUUUGAAAUAAAAUACUCUGUAUUAAAAUUAUUUUUCUGGGAAUAAUUGUUUUGACA
Messenger RNA from Spinacia oleracea (spinach), 3750 nucleotides. RefSeq lists its product as uncharacterized. Lineage: Eukaryota; Viridiplantae; Streptophyta; Magnoliopsida; Caryophyllales; Amaranthaceae. The record is from RefSeq and is a predicted model, not a curated record. The coding region runs from base 160 to 1884 and encodes 574 amino acids. The transcript is spliced from 7 exons. Gene Ontology annotation, molecular function: protein heterodimerization activity.